Messenger RNA from Eruca vesicaria subsp. sativa (arugula), 627 nucleotides. The record is from the annotation of a GenBank genome assembly. NCBI's taxonomy places the organism in Eukaryota, Viridiplantae, Streptophyta, Magnoliopsida, Brassicales, Brassicaceae.
UCACCCACUUCAUAUCUCAAACCAAGUAGACUCAUUACAACAACAAGAAACUCUUUCACCCACAAAAAGAAACCUUCAAAAAAAAAAUAUUCAAAAAAUGGUGAAAAGCUGCAGAUCUUUGCUAUUGAUUCUCCUUCUCAUCUCCGUCUCUCUAUCCACGGCAAGGAUCUUACCAGGAGAGUUUCUUCCGGUCAUCGAUAAAGUCGUCUUAUCCGGCGAGAUAGCGCCUGAUACCAAGGCGGUGGUGGGUUGCGGAGACGAGGUGGUGGAGAUAAAGACGGAGUAUUCUUUUAUGCCUGAAGUUUUCGCCGGAAAAUUUGGAUCAUUGGUGUUGAAUGCUCUUCCGAAAGGUGGUCGUCCGGCGUCAGGGCCCAGCAAGAAAAGUAAUGACGUCAAGACUUAGAAGAUGUCCUUUUGUCUGAUCUUGUUGAUUUUUCCUGUCCGAAUUAUUCUUUAGUUUCCUAUUCUUUUGACAAUACUUUUGAUAGUUAAUCUUGUAAAUGUUAUAUUCAGAAAUUACCGUAGAGAGUUUUAGAUUCUAUCUGGUCUUUUGAAUUGAAAUGAACAAGAUUGUUAGAUUAUAAUCUUUUAUUGUAUGGAUCUAUCAAUACUUUUUUUGAUAAAUAU